AUGGACUCCGGUGGUCGAGGUAGAGGUAGAGGGCGAGGACGAGGCUCCGAAGGAGAAAAUGAGAAUGAACCUGAUCAGGUAGCUACCGUCAUCCAGCGAAUGGCCGACCUGUUGGAACGAAUGGCUAACCAACAAGGUCAGGACCAGGGGAGUAAUGUCGAAAACCCUGGAAAUAAUGCGGGUAAUCACGAGGGAGAGGACCGUGCCUUAGAACGGUUUCAAAAGUUUGCACCCCCGAAAUUUAUAGGUGGACCUAACCCUGACUUAGCGGAGGGUUGGUUGGACCGCAUGUUGGAUAUAUUUGCCGCGCUUGGGUAUUCAGAAGAGCGGCAGAUAUCUUUUGUUGUUUUUCAAUUUGAGGGGGUUGCCCGAACUUGGUGGAAUGUGAUUAAGGCCACGUGGGAGCGGGAACAGACCCCCUGGACGUGGGUCAACUUUACAUGGGAAUUUAAUGAGAAAUAUUUGCCACCUAUUGUACAAGAGAGGCCGGAGAAUGACUUUAUCCGCCUGCGCCAAGGGGCAUCCAGUGUGGCGGAGUACGAAACUCUCUCGCUUCGCUCCGGAUCUGUGCAAACGGAGCAAAAGCGAAUCCGUCGUUUCGUUCAAGGCUUAAAUGUGGAGAUUCAGGAGGCAUUAGCAGCUGCUCAGUUGCAUACAUUUAGCCAGGCACUAGAAAAGGUACAGAGAAUUGAGACAAUUAGGGGACAAGUGAAAGCCUUCCAUGACCGAAAAAAGAGGCAACCUGGCACGAGUAACUUCACGGCCGGAUAG
Molecule: messenger RNA, 771 nt
Organism: Coffea eugenioides
Lineage: Eukaryota; Viridiplantae; Streptophyta; Magnoliopsida; Gentianales; Rubiaceae
Exons: 1
Coding region: 1-771 (256 amino acids)
Source: RefSeq, a predicted model, not a curated record